AUGUUCUUCAAUCAAUCGACGAGGCAAUUGCUUGCCUCUUCUCCACUUGCUUUCAAACCCCACGUUUCUCAAUAUCGAUAUUCGGACCAGGUUGAAGAUAUCGUCGAUACUGAGGAGUGUACCCAUGAGGAUGAGGUUGAAGAGCAGAUAUCAUACAGUGGGAACUCAAUGGCAUCUGAUUCAGUUACACCGGCUCUUGAAGGAUUUCCAGAUGUUGAGAAGUUUGAUCAGCUCAUGAAGAGGCGCUGGGUGAAAAAAUCGUUCACGCUCAGCAAUAACCAGAUACCCAAGAACAAAACAUUGAUCUACUGCAAAGAAACUCUAAAACUCAUUGUAAUCAAAGAGAAGCUGUUUGAAAUUCUGACAGAAGCACAUCAGCAAUGUCAACAUGAAAGUCAGAGAAAGACUUUAGCACAAGCUAGAAUGACAUAUUCCAAAAUCCCUGAGAUGCUAGUUCAGCAAUACAUAAAAAUAUGCCCAACGUGCAGUCCAGUACUAUCCGGACCACUAGUACUGGCUUUGGGAGAAUUCCCAAAUGUCAUUGAGUUUGACAAGCGCAUGGCAAGUUAUAUCAAACAUCUGCUUGAUGAAUUUAGAGAUAAAGCUACAAUAUCCUGGAGCAUGGCUGGGAAGAUUGGAAAGACGCUUCUUGGUGACACUACAGAACCAGUCGAGUUUCAGCUGAAAUUCACUGAACGAUCAUUUACCCUCUGGCAACGAAGUUCCAGGCAGAGUCCUACCACUGCGAACGCAUCAAUUCUUCUACGGGUGAGCCUUGCAACUCCAUCCUUUCCAAUCCUCACUCUCUUAGAAGGCAUGAAGAUGAAAUCCACAACCCUUGCAAGCAAAAGAUGCGGUACAAAGGAAAAGACCUUUUUUGCAAUGAUAGCCUUGCAAAGCAUAUGCGGCUUUUCCACCCCGAAGGUGAUUGACCAGACAAGCGGAAAUGCAAGUCAACAUAUUCUUGAUCAAUCGACAAGGCACCUGCUCCAAACUACCACUACAUACAUGUACAAUAUCCCAAAGAUCCUGCUAACAUCUGAGCCAAUCAACUGUCACGGGGCUUACACUAAACCUAAAUGGGACAUCCCCAGCAAACUCUUCGCGGAGCGUCUGAGAAAAAACGGUUCCUUCAUCCAACGCCUUGAUCUUGCCAUCAAAACAUCUAUCCAGCCAUCAGAGACUCUAGUCAAAGCACCGACUGGGUCGGACAACGUCCCAUCAACUGCAUCAAAUAUGGCCAAGGGGGAUCGAAGAAAACGCGCAAGUCAGCUACAACAGCGGCUUCAAAAGCCAUCAUUAAAGCAAAUACUUUCAAUGAACAUUGAAGAUAUGCCACAACUUGUCAUGAGCUAUGCCGGACCAGAUAGUAUCGACAAGCAACAGGAUGUUAUUCAGUAUUGUCUUCAACGAAUACUUCAAGGCCCGCGUCCAGAUCCUGAGUGUACUCUUCAGCCACGCAUAGAACAAGUCCGUAUACUUCGGCGCAUGAUAUAUGGAUAUAGCGACACUUUAUUCAUUGCCAGAACUGGCUAUGGAAAGAGCCUUAUUCUUCAAUCCUAUACAAUUCUGACAGGAAAGAUAACCAUUCAACUGGUUCCUCUAAACAAGCUUGGUGAUCAGCAAACAAGAGAUAUAGCACGGUUUCCCGGUGCCAAUCCUUGUCUGGUCAGUGCUGAUAAUCUCCAGGGGCAAGAAGACUUACUCAAACGCAUUCAACAAGGUGAGUAUACACAUAUACUGCUCAGUCCAGAGCAAGCUCUUUGCAAGCGAUUUCAGCAUGUUCUUCAAGACCCUACUUUACAAGAAAAGAUUGGGCUUGUAGCUAUCGAUGAGUGUCAUCUUGUCACACAGUGGAGUCAAUUCCGUAGUCAGUUUGCCAGGCUGGGGCACCUGAGAUUGCUUCUUCGUGAGGAUAUUGUCUGGUUUGGCUGUUCCGCAACCCUCAGCAGUAAAGCUGAAGAUAUCAUUCUUCAAGAGGCUGGAUUUCGUUCUAUUGGUGUAAACCCACGGCAGACUCAGGUUAUUCGAACUUCCAUUAACCGUCCUGAUAUUUUUAUCGGCGUACAUCCGAUUCCACGCGGUAAACUUGUAUCCUAUGAUAUGUUAUAUUUUUUAUUGAACGAGGCCAUUGAUACAGAUGGAAAGAUCAUACCUCAACACAUUUUAAAGACCAUUGUCUUUAUUGACAGUCAUGUCAAGGUUCAACAAGCAGUGCAAUAUUUCCGAUCAAUACUUCUUCAGAUCUGUCAGAAUAACAGGCAGAAUGUCAACAAUACUGACACCUCUUUCAUCAAUGACACCAUUCAGCAUUUCACAUCUCGAGUGUCUGAAGUGGAUCAGAAUAUUCGCUUCGAGGAGUUCAUGAAACCUAAGUCAAUGGUAUCCAGAUCAGAAUCGUGA
Messenger RNA from Histoplasma mississippiense, 2403 nucleotides. RefSeq lists its product with no specific name. Gene Ontology annotation, molecular function: ATP binding; nucleic acid binding; four-way junction helicase activity. NCBI's taxonomy places the organism in Eukaryota, Fungi, Ascomycota, Eurotiomycetes, Onygenales, Ajellomycetaceae. Gene Ontology annotation, cellular component: chromosome; cytoplasm. The transcript is spliced from 10 exons. Gene Ontology annotation, biological process: double-strand break repair via homologous recombination. The record is from RefSeq and is a predicted model, not a curated record. Bases 1 to 2403 code for a protein of 800 amino acids.